UUCUGUAUAUAGAGGCAGCUGGCGUGUAUUUAAGCCGAGUUGCAAUGAUUUGGGACCUUUCAUCACGGCAUAGCGCCUUUAUAAAUACAAGUUGUUGUUGCAUUUUUAUUUAGCUUCCGGUGGGUAAAUUUGGAGCACGGGUUGAAUUCGGAACUUGCAUAACGCCCUGACAUGAAGGGAGCAGUUGAUUGAGGAGGAAGGACAGAAGCCGGGUGGACAUGUCUCUUUACAGGAACAGCGUGUGGUUUAUAAAAGGUUUGCGAGAGUAUACAAAAAGUGGAUAUGAAGCUGCAGCACAACAAUUUGCUCCAAAGGAGCUGGAUGUUGAUGUGUCGGGAAGGUGCUUCCUGAUCACUGGAGCAAACAGUGGGAUUGGCAAGGCCACAGCACUGGAAAUUGCGAAACGGGGGGGAAUCGUUCACCUUGUUUGUCGAAACAAAGAGCGAGCUGAAGCGGCCAAAGCUGAGAUUGUGAACGAAACCAAUAAUAAGGAAGUUUAUGUCCAUAUUCUUGACAUGUCAAGGCCCAAGAUGAUCUGGGAGUUUGCAGAUAAAUUCCAACAAGCAAAUGACAAACUGAAUGUUUUGAUUAAUAAUGCGGGGUGUAUGAUCAAUCGGAGAGAGCUGACUGAAGAUCAAUUAGAAACUAACUUUGCUACAAAUACCUUGGGUACAUACAUUCUCACUACUGCUUUGGUACCUCUACUAGAAAAAUGUGAAGAUGCCAGAGUGAUCACAGUAUCGUCAGGAGGAAUGUUGGUCCAAAAACUAAAUGUGGAUGAUUUGCAGUUUGAGAAAGGGAGGUUUGAUGGCACCAUGGCCUACGCACAGAACAAGCGGCAACAAGUGACUAUGACUGAGCAAUGGGCCAAAAUACAUAAGAACAUCCACUUCUCCUGCAUGCAUCCUGGCUGGGCUGAUACAGAAGCCGUGAGAUCUUCCAUGCCUGAUUUCUAUGCAAUGAUGAAGAACAGGCUGAGGACUGCGACGCAGGGGGCAGAUACAUUGGUGUGGCUUGCUAUCUCCACCACUGGAACACAACAACCCAGUGGUCUCUAUUUCCAGGAUCGGAAACCUGUGUCAACUCAUCUUCUUUUGGCACAAACAAGAGCAACAGCUGUAGAGGAGGAGAAACUCAUGAAAAGCCUGGAGGAAAAAGCAACAAACCAUAAACCUAGCACUACCUGAUAACUGGCAGUGUGAAGGCAAAUACUUGAGGAUGUUACUAAGGUGUUGUGAAUGCAAAUCUUUCCCUAUAGUCCUUCAAUCAAGAGUCUUGUUUUUGUUAUUCAUUGGGCAAUCUCUUCCAUAAUGGGGAGAGCCAACACAGAUUGGGUGAUCACAAGUUCAACAUUUGUAUGUCACCAAGUGAUCUCCCAGUUACUGACCAUUUAAUCUCCCCCACCUAUUAAUCAUUUAACUUCCAACUGUUGUAAGAUGUGUGUAGUUCGGUCGGUCUCACGAAACAGUUCUGAGUCUUGUAUAGUUUAACAGUAAGUGCUUAUUAACUACUCAACUAUAUACAUACAGUAUAAGAUCUAAGAUAGGAACUAUCUCUACACGUGCCUCUACACCCAUCUCUGUCCAGUACAAGACUACCCUCCAAACCUGGGUCAUGUGUUCCUUUACAUCACACUGUGGGUGGUUGCUACAGUCCUUGAUCAGACCCCAGGACAUGGGGGAAGAUAGAGACCAAUGUUUUGUUUAAAAUGUUGAGAUUCAAGACACCUGCUUUUAGAAUAAAGUCAGAAGAUUCCACAGGUUUCAAACGAACAAAAAAAACCAAAACUUUACAAGUUCAGAAAAAUAAGAAUUAACAAUGUGUAUCUUGUACUCUAACAUUGACGGUAAGGAUGAGGUACAUCUGCAUUAACAGAUGAACUGUGGUUGAACACACCACGUUACAGAGUAAAUGACAGAUGCAAGGCAGAGUCCGUAGAUUUCUCAAGAACCCACUCAGACAUCAGUAAACACCAAGUCAAACAAUCUCAUUGAAACUGUUUCACAAGGGAUUCCCAGCUUCACCUUUGAAGAUCUCUCCUUGGAAUUCUCUCAAAGUCGCUCCUGCUCAGAUAGCUUUAACAAUGGCCCAUGUCAUUGAAAUUCCUUCACCCUGGAUUCUCAAGUCUGCACUUCAGCCUCUAUUUACUGGUAUAAUUUCAGCUCUUUGCUAGACAGUUAGUUUCACUAAGCUGACACUACCCCAAGGUUCUCCAAGCUCCUGGCUGUAUCCAGCUGGAUAACUCCCAAGACUUCCUCUGAGCCCUCCUUCGAUUACCAGGGCUUCCUCCCCGCCACUGCUCCAGAAACCAACUGUGUCAAGAAGAGCUGUUCGUUGACCCUUGAACUGAUCUGGGGACAUAUCAAAGCAAUCCCAGAGGGUCCCAUCUUUGUUACUAGGCAAGAACCAAUGUAACAAGCAUUGGAAGAUCCUGUACUUUAAAUGUUACAAUCUCCACAGACUGCUGAUUUAUUACCAGGGACACGCAGAUCAAUGGAUUUCAUGACAGCGAUACUGUACCUAGACCCACAUUAACCCUUCUAUGUCAGACCCUUAUACUAUACCUUCCCCGCCAAUUCUUAAAUUACUUCUACUCCUUUCUUCCCACUUCCCCUUUAAGUCUUUACAACCGUUGGAGGAAUGGUAGGUUUUGAUGUACUGGAUAAACUUUGAUGAACAGGAGGUUGUUUUGGAUGUGGUCAUUCUUUUUCAUUCUUUAGAGUUGAAUCAUUCCUUCUCCACUCCCCAUCUAGUGUUAUCGAUGGUCAUUGGUUUAUCCCAUUCCUCACAGGGAGAACAAACUUAAAAUGGCAAUUCUCACUGCUGCUGACUUCAAAGCUCAUUCUACCCAAGAACUUAAGUUUUUUAGCUCACCCCUGCUGGGUCUUCUGACUCUGCACUCUUUGGGUACUAAAACUGGACUUCCCUGGGAUUCAGUGGAGUCUUAUGCUGCUGUGUAAAAUUUUAUUUCUGCCUUCUGCUUCGGAGAUUUUCUCUGGUGCUACUCUUUUAAACUUCCAGGUUUUAAAUUUCUCCUCCAGCUUCUGGAUUGUUCUGAUUGCUGCUACUGUGGGUGACACCGUAUCCAGUCCCAUGUUAACCCUUUCAAAGCCAGACCCUUAUACUGCACCAACCACAGUUCAGUGUAGUCAGGAACAGUAGUUUAUCUUCAUUCUUUGCCACCUGCAGCACCUUAAGCUGAGCUCUGAUGAGAAAUAUCAGUUUUUAGCUCUUUACCUCCAUUUUCCUUUCUGCUUCUCCCUGAGCCUCCUUCCAUCAUCUUUACUUCAAUUUGAAGUUGCUUUUACCCUCAUCUCAUGGUUUUCCAUUGCUUGAGCUGCUCUUUGCAUUCAUCCAGCACCUUUUUAACUCAUUUCCAGCUUUCUGAACUUCACACUGGCUGUUAAAGCCUUCAACUGCAGGUUUUUACAUUUGGUAUAUCUGUACUCUUGUCCUUAACCCUUCAUUACAUUCAGUCCUAAAAGGGGAUUUAACUACUUUCCAGUUCCAAUAGAGAAUCAAAAACCAAAAUAUUAAUCUAUAUUCCCUCCAAAUGCAGACGGAUCCAUUGCAUAUUUCCCAAUUGUUCUAGUUUGUCCACAUUGCUAGUUAUUUAAAAAAUCUAAUUUAUUUUUCCUAGAUUAGCUAUUAAAUAUUUAAAAUGCCUCCUAGAUAUUGGUCUAACUGCUUUGUCUUCACGCAACCAAUAAAAUAUCAGCAUUUUUACCACUA
Messenger RNA from Carcharodon carcharias (great white shark), 3732 nucleotides. It is a transcript of the gene dhrs12, whose product is annotated as dehydrogenase/reductase (SDR family) member 12. NCBI's taxonomy places the organism in Eukaryota, Metazoa, Chordata, Chondrichthyes, Lamniformes, Lamnidae. The transcript has 10 exons. Bases 219 to 1187 code for a protein of 322 amino acids. The record is from RefSeq and is a predicted model, not a curated record.